AUAGUGGUACAUCUGUUGAUGUCACAUGAAUGGAUAGGCGACCACUCCGAAUGAGCUGCAUCUCUCCACCACCACAGUCUACAGUGUUUGAAAGCCUCAAUGCGGAUUGAAUCAAAUUUAUUUCCCACAUUUAAUGAUAUCUUAGCCAUCAUGGAAUAAUCUUCUAUUUUAUAUUUACUACUGGAUUCUACCUGUUUCACUGGACAGAAAGAACCUGAGGAGCCACGACUCAAAAAUUUGGUUCUGAUUUGUCAGAGAAAUUGUCUGGAUUUUUCUUCGUGAGCACAGACAAGUCUACUACGGUCAUGAAUGUUUUUGUUGACCUUGGUUUUACCAAGAAUGCCUGGUUCUUUUUUUAUUCUUGCCCUUUACUAUUCACUCAAACUUCAUUCUCUGUGUAUGUUACAAUUUUACAGUUAUUUCUAGAAUGCAUUUUAAGAAGUGGUCGUCCUACGACUUCUGUAGUUUUAACAGUCACACCCUAAAAGGAAGUGCACUACUGGAAGGUGUGAUAGUGAAGCUGUAAAUGUCAGACCGACUCUGCUCAAUGUGUGGACACUGUGAAUAUCAUUUAUUGAGCACGUUCACUGUUCUUUGUAAGCCACUCUGCACUUGUUUUUGUUUGUAGCCUUCUCUGUGCCUGGCCCUUUGUCGUGCCAAACUGUGUCAGGCUCUGGCCUUAUGGGACAAAUUGUCUUGUUCCACAGUUGUAUGCUUUUGUAUGAAUGACUGUUGGCAUUGUAGCCUAAUGCCUAUCAGAACUGUAUAUUCAGGAUAAUUUUUUUUAUGUAAAUGCAAACCAUUAUAUUUAUUUAUAAAAACCAGCAAAGAUGGAAGAAAUUAGUUUUGAAAAUGGACUGCAAACUGUGCAAGGUAGACUAGAUAGUGGAGUUGAAGUCCUGCUGACAUGAAGGACAUGAGAACCUUGUAAUGUAUUUGUGAAUACAGCUGUAAAUAUUUCUGACUGGUGUAAAACAGUAUUUUAUUAUUAAAAAAAUGGCUUUUCAAUCAAAUUGGACAUUGACUUAAUUUACAAAUAUUUAGAAGUAUGGCUGUUGCCACGUAAAUCCACAUCAGACGAGAGACCUGUGACAAUAAUAACGAAUCUAAACAUCUAAUAUCAACAUCUGGCAACUUAGCUCCUCACAGGGCAAAGGGCCACACUACACCUACCCGUCUGCAGGGCGCUGUGAACUGCAAGCAACAGGUUGUCCCAGCGGAAUGAAUUCAUGCUGCCUUCCUGUCCUGUAGGAAAUAUUCCAAUUACAAGAAAUUACUCAGGGAGCACAUUGGAAAGGGGAGGGUUUCUUAUACUUGAAAUGCCAGCUGCGACUCUUUGGGGACUGUACGGGGAGUAUGUGAAAUGUAUGGGCAUAGUAUGUGUAACAUGUACCAUCCUCUGGCUGUAAUACAGAUGUAUUUUUGCUGAGCAGUGAAAACAGUGACGGAAUGAGAGGAUGGACACGUUUAACUUCCAGGUUUCGCUAACUGCGGCGAGUGGUUUCCAGUCUUUAUGUUAAGCUAAACGUAGGUGGCGUCCGUCUUCUAAUAAACAGAACAAGUGUUUCGCAAAAUACGGAAUUAUUUCGUUAAGCCACCACUUGCUCACGUCCAGCAUCCCGCCUCUGCCGCUCCAAAGUGCUCCGUCAGUCACGGGUCACCUCUGACUAAUGUACUCCAGAGCGCAACAGGAAUCUACGAGGAGCAUGUUAAUGCAUCACCGAGGACGACUUUUACUUUCGGGACUUGGUGAUCUCGCAUUCACCAGGUGAAGGGAAACGCAACGAAACUACUGUACGAGGAACGCGGACCUGGGAAUAUCUUUCUUCUCCCGAGGAAUUUAUACAUUGCAUUUAACCAAAAGAGUGUUUCUGGUUUGUUCACCGGGAAAUCAUGAUCUGGCUCGUUGUAUUCGGCGGCUUAAUCGCGUGUGCAGGAAACCCUGCGAGUGCUGCCUGUCAACUCAAGCUGAGCCCCCCUGAAGUUGUGGUACAAUAUGGAGACCCCUUCUCAGUGAACUGCAGCUCAUUAUCCAGCAACACAAAAGAAAUGGGCUGGGAGUCCCCACUCGGUGCCAUACAGUUAACAAGUGGGGUCAGCUUUCUUGCCUUAAAAAUAAAAAAUACAUCAGAGUGGGAAAUACCUGCACAAUGCUACAGCAAUCUCGAUGAUGGUGAACAGUGUUAUGAAUCCCUGCCAGUCAUUGUUUACAAAAAGCCGAAGGAUGUGGUCAUGGUCUACCCAAGUCCAAAGGGUCCAAUGGUGGAGGGCAAAGACUAUCCCAUCCAGGGUGACAUUGUUGAUGUUGCACCAGCAAGAAACCUCUCUUUAUGUUUGCGCAACAAAAAUAAGAUAUUAAAGUGUCAGUCAUUUGACAAGCCCAAUUUGCUGCCAGGCAAUAUUUCUUAUGUCUUUAGUCUGACUGCCCAUCGAAAUCUUGAUGGGACUCAGAUCUGGUGUGAAGCAGAGCAGAACUUUUUACCACAAGGACCAAAACUUCCCCAGAUUAAAUCAAAGCCACUUGAAGUCGUCGUACUGUACCCUCCAACCUUCAACAGUCCUACAAAUGAGACGCUGGAAACUGCUGGUAGAAAAAUCACUUUAGAUUGCAAUGCGACAGGAAACCCAACGCCGAUGUACAGCUGGCAUUUACCAGAUCCCUUACAACAGAUGAACAAGAAUGAGAAACAGCUCAUCUUGACCCAGCCCGUUCAGUUUCCAGGGACCUAUUCCUGCACAGCAUUUAAUUCCCAGGGCACCACGACCAAAUAUUUCACCGUCAUCGAAGCUCCAAGGGAUCAAACGACAUUUGGGGCCAUAGUUGGAGGAUUUGUGGCCCUGGGAGUCGUGCUCACCAUUGCUGGUCUGGUAUUUGUGACACCCGAUGGCACAUUUUCUCUCAACAAAGGCAACUAUCGCAGAGGACGACCUACCUCAUCAGGACCCGUAUGAGGCUGACUGUUUUUAAACUCAAUUUUGCAUGGCUUUUCAAUGACAAUUGUAUUUUUAAGUGUUUUUUUUUUUUUUUUUAAAGAGUAUAUCAGCCUUGGGGCAUGGUUUCUUCUGCAUGCUUAGCUGUUGAACUUGUGCUAAUGCAUAGCUGCUGUAGCUUUAAGAAUGCAUAAUCCCAUCAGCUGUCUUCAAAGCUCCACUAAUCAACAUUGUGGUACUAACAGACCCUAUGUUUACAUGCGCUCAAGAUACCAGGGUACUUAGAGAAACCAAGGUACGCAGGUUGGUAAAGAGUGAACACUGUAGUAACCUGGUUACUGUAAAUCUAAGUAUACAUGCAACGGGUCAAUAAUCAGAUCAGUAAUCAGGUUAUUUUGGAGGCAUGACUCAUUUGUUCUAAAUGUAUUGAUGUUACUUCCUGAGUUUCUCAUUUUGUUUUUGUGUUUUUGCGUGUGUCUGUGUCAGAGCAGAGAGGAUGAGCGCAGCUUUCUCUCACAGCGUGAAUGCAUCUCAAUUUUACAAAGAGUCCAAUGUUCAGACUUCUAGAGGCUACUCUGUGUUAGUUUCAGUUUUAGUCUGAUGUUGGGGUGGAUUUAUUUUGAGUGUGCAUCAUCAGCACAUGUAGUUAUUUCCCCCUUUUUCCUUCCACUCAGCUGUCCCAGCAGUACUUUUCCCCUGUCUGAAGUCUUUGUCCUGCAUAUAUAAAAAGCUGACUUGUGACCCGUGUGCUUAGGUGAACAGACACUGACUGAAUCAGAUUUAACUGUUGUACCUGAGAGCAUGAACACCUAACUCUGCAGCUGUACUGAGCUUUUUAGCUUCUUUUAGCUUUUUGUUUUGGUUUUAUGGUCUGCACAUUUACUGUAUGGUUCAGUCGGAGCUGCUGUCAUCAGGCUUGCAUCCACUAGCAGCAGGAAGCUGUUUCCAGCAAAGAAAGCUCUGAUAAACCCACUUUAUACUACCUGUUUAACACCAAAUAGCAGACAAAGUUAGCAACUAUAUAGUGAUGAAAUUUGAACCUGGAAAAGUCUUUUUUUAUUGAUUGUGUUAAGGACAAAAACAGCGCUAUGUAACCAACACAUUAGAUCUAUAAUGCUCACCCACUUUCCUGAUCUACUAUAGGGCCAUAAUAGAUAAUAAGGAAGUUGGUUUGUCAGUUGGUUAUUGAGUUCUUCUGCCCCCAAGUGAUCAAAAAGGAAACACUUUGCACACAAGGGCCAAGGUACAAAGGGAAUUGCUCCUCAUGAUUAUGUUUUUUUCCCACUCAGGUAUAUUAUGUCUCUAAUAUAAAGAUACCUACCAGAACCCUACACUGCAGCUACAGUAAAUUCCUUUAGGUGCUGAUGACGCAACAGGGCGCAGUGUUGUUAGUGAGUUUUUUAAAAUUCUUAUUAGUUUUUUAGUUUUUUUCAUUUUGGUGUAUGAACUAAUCAUAAGUUAUGCUGAUUUCAUGUUGUGUACAAUGGUUUUAGCAUAUAUAUAUAUAUAUAUAUAUAUAUAUAUAUAUGUGUGUGUGUGUGUAAUUUUUUUUUCACUGCUACAGCUCUGGAAUGUUGAAUUGCACUGAUGAUGACUGUGCCAUUUUCCUGUGAUGUGCCUACAAUUUCAUACAAAAGGUUGCUUUGUUGAAACUACUUGAGCCUCUAAAUCCAAUGCCUGAUGUUCCAGUAAAGAAAAGGAGCACUUGGAAAAGGUGCAAAAAUGCUGAUUUUUAUUUGUAAACCUCUGUUUUAUGAAAACUGAGUUUUUUAAAAAGGAAAAUGUAACUUAAAAUGUUUAUGUAUGUGCAUGUGCAGCUUGUGCAUAUACAUCAGCUGUUAAAUAAAGCCAAGUGCUCCAUCAGUGACAUCCUUUGGCAGAAUACUGAUUGAGGCGAAGUCAAACCAGUGUCUUUCAUGACUAUGUUUCCCUGCCACCUUUUGUCAACCCCUUGGACUCUCUCUCUCCCUCUCUCCCUCUCUCUUCCUCUCUCAUUCAAUCUGUCUUAGAUUAUACAGUGCUGAGACUGCCAUACUAAUUAGCACCAAACAAAGUGAAUGUAAAGGAGAGUAUUUGUUAUCCUGCCUGUGGUUGCCAAUAUAAACCUAUUUUUUCUGAAACCAUGUUCUUUAUGUUCAGUCGCUGUCAUUCCCACUAAAGGUUUUGCCAGAAAGCACUGUUUGUGUAUGCUCUGACUGUGUUGCUAUAACAACCUGGCAGAGUGGAUGGUGUUCAAUUUGUCAUGGAGUUUUUUCUUAAAAAAGUUUUAUUAUGAACACAUAUUUCUCUUGAGACCUAGAGGAAGGAACUGCGUGUUCAAAGUGAAACAAGCAUGUACUGUAAUCUGUAAAUUGAGAUUCCCAGCUGUGCUCUGCCAGAAAUACACCAAAAAAAGCAUCCGAUUACUCGCCCUCUUGCACUGCAGUUGCAGUCAGGACUGAUAUUCUGUGCAGCAUUCUGGUCACAGUGUGAGUCUUACAAGCUACAUGCCGCACAACACUAAUACUCCUGCCUGCUGGGAUCUCACAAAGCAUGGAGUUCACAAGCAAUAGGAGACGAGCAUGCGUGCAGAACUGAAACUGUUUUUUUUUUUGUUCACAGCCAGUCAUGAUUUGACAACAGGACAACAGAUAAAAUCAUUGUUUUGGAAACGACAGCCGCACCUAUGCCUGGAAUGCACCGAGCAUGAAUAAAAUAUCAAACCCUGGACUCAGUAUAAUGAGUAGCAAACUGUAGCUCAGGUUUAUGUGGUUUUAUUGCCAUAUUGAAGGAGAUUUACGUGGGUCAGAGGUUAAGGUUGAAAGGAAAGGGCUUCAGAGGUCAUUUCAUGACUUAAACUUGAUCACACUAUAAAGGCAUCUCAGUUACUAUAAAUCAAUUCAAGAUGUGUUAGUAUAUUUCAAAAGAGACAGUUAUCAAUUUUGCUUACCACAUUUUACUCUGUUUAGACUGUAAUAAGCCAGACCUCGAAAUAGAAAAUAGUUGUAUUAAUCUUAUAUUGUCAGUAUGUUGACACAUAAGCUGUGGUAUUUGUACACUUUAGUGUUAAAAUGUACAGGAGAUUACUGCAGUACGAAUGACUGGACCGUGUUUUUUCGAGGCCUACCACCUGUUAAAUUUCCCUCUUUCCCUUUUAACCCCCCACCCACAAAGUCAGCUGGGAUGAAAGGGGGCCCUUUUGUUCCAACAUAGUUCCCUGCAGAGUUGCCAAGCUUGUCCAAGUUGGAAUUUUUCUUUUCGCUCGCCCGUUAAUCGACGGCUCGGUGCAGAAAAUAACAUGGGAAACGACUUUCUGAGAUGGAUUAUGACGUUUUGCAUGGUUUAUUCAGUGUCAGGUGAAGGAUGCUCCCUGAUCCUGAAGCCCUCCAGGGUUGUGGUGGGCUUUGGGGAGCCGGUGUCAGUCAGCUGCGAGGCCGCCCGCCCCGUCCGUGUCCUGGGCUGGGAAUCGGCCAUCAGUGCUGCACACACUCAGCAGGACCUGUCCGUCCAGUGGAAGGUAGACAGCCUCAUCGACUGGAUAGAGGAGCCCAUCUGUUAUGGGGUGUUCUUCACGGCCCCCAGACAAUGUGAGGAGAAACUCAACCUGGUCCUCUACAAAACCCCAGAUAGUGUCUCCAUCAGGCCUGUGAACCACACUGGCCCCAUGGUGGAGGGUAAAGAGUACCAGCUGCUCUGCGAGGUUCAGAAUAUCGCUCCCGUUCAGUAUCUCACCCUGAGGUGGUACAGAGGGCAGACUGAGGUUUAUAACCACUCCUUCUCUGACCUCACGUCCUCCUCACCUGUCCAAGUGUCCUCUAUCCUCGUCGUCACGCCAACCAGAGCUGAGAAUGGAGCACAGUACAGGUGUGUGGCAGAGCUGGAGCUUGGACCAGAGGGACCGCAACCACCUCCUACUGUGACCUCUGAGCCUCUUAAUGCUUCAGUGUACUUUCCCCCAGCAUUCCUCAGUCCUGAACCAGAAGUUUUAGACCUUACAGAAGGUGCUGAAAUCUUCUUAAACUGCACCGCUACAGGAAACCCUGCACCUGUGUACAGCUGGCAAUCCUCCCAUCCUAUGCAGGAAAGGAUGGAGGAUGAAGCAGUUCUUACCUCCUCCUCACUGCUCCCAGGGACCUACACCUGCACAGCCUCUAAUACACUGGAGAAGAAGAGCAAGCAGUUCACUGUCAAGGGCAAGGCCAAAGGUGUUUGAAACAAGAGAUCUUGAGAUGGGAUCAGAUGACCACAUUGGACACACAUGGAGAACUCAGCUAAGGGGAAUUUAUUGCUGUUUCUUUGGAGACAGAGAUGACAAUGCAUUCAUAACUCAUGAGAUAUUUAUGAGGAUCUUGCUAUCAUCCAGAAUUAGAUCUCAUAAAGAAACUGAAUAUACUAUAUUUGGUAACUGCCAUUUAAUUGGUCAGUAUUUUAACAUGGAUGUAUUCUGUGUGGUAGAUUGUUGGUUUAGAAUAUAGCUCACUUUUUAUGCUUUCCAUGUUAUAUCUUGUAUCUAAUUUAUAUUUUUGCUAGACUUAUUUUCUUAUUAAUAAAAAUCAUCCUGUAACAUUACAAAUGUGUAGCUACACUUAAUAUAGAUAUGAUGACAUUAUUGUUAAUGUAUGCUGUAAAUUUAAUACUGCAACUUUAAUACUGAAUGUUAAAGAUCAGCAGGCCAUUACUGUAAAUAUGAACUUUUUCUUAAUUUCCUUAUCUUUAUGAAUAAAAUUUAAAUUUAAAAUGA
Messenger RNA from Lates calcarifer (barramundi perch), 7651 nucleotides. RefSeq names its product hemicentin-2. Gene Ontology annotation, biological process: cell adhesion. The coding region runs from base 6209 to 7123 and encodes 304 amino acids. Lineage: Eukaryota; Metazoa; Chordata; Actinopteri; Centropomidae. The record is from RefSeq and is a predicted model, not a curated record. The transcript has 9 exons. Gene Ontology annotation, molecular function: integrin binding.